AUGCUGGCUAAUUUCUGGGAUCACCGCCGAAAACCUGCUUGUACGACGUUUGCCAGAGCUUCAGUCGAGGCCUUAUCCUUUUGGCUCACGCCCCUCGUCUUCGAGGCAACAGCGCGGAUUUCCUCGCCGGAGCUGGGAUGGAUGGGUCUCGGUUUCUACUACAUCAAGGGCAAUGCCGCAUGGCGCACUCUGCUGGGGCUCCAGCUGGCUACGGCCACUUUCAUGCCGAUUGCCUCGUUCUGGAUGCCCUUCUCGCCUCGGUGGCCGAUCAUGAAGGGACGAAGGGAUGAGGCCCUGGAAGAGUUCCACCAGAUCAAGACACGGUAUCGGAUCUACAAGGCCAACAAGCUCGGCCUCGUCGCCAUCUUCAAGAAAAAGUCGUACCGCAAACGCAUGUACCUGAUUUUGUUUAUGAGCUUCUGCCAGUUCACCGGAAUCAUCCCGCUCCAGAAGUACCAGGUCACAAUCUACACGAAGCUGGGUUUCACCAAUGUCUUUAGCCUGAUCCUGACAGGAAUUUUGGGGACCUUGGGUUGCUUGUCUGUCGACGAUUACCGCCAGUCAAAUUGUCGACAGGCUAGGUCGAUCGACGCAACCAACUUCCCUGUCUUCUGUACCGGACGUGUCAUCUGA
Messenger RNA from Fonsecaea monophora, 633 nucleotides. RefSeq lists its product as hypothetical. Gene Ontology annotation, biological process: transmembrane transport; carbohydrate transport. The coding region runs from base 1 to 633 and encodes 210 amino acids. The transcript is spliced from 2 exons. Lineage: Eukaryota; Fungi; Ascomycota; Eurotiomycetes; Chaetothyriales; Herpotrichiellaceae. Gene Ontology annotation, molecular function: carbohydrate:proton symporter activity. The record is from RefSeq and is a predicted model, not a curated record. Gene Ontology annotation, cellular component: membrane.